Meira miltonrushii is the source of this 6033-nucleotide messenger RNA. RefSeq lists its product as uncharacterized. The coding region runs from base 1 to 5991 and encodes 1996 amino acids. The record is from RefSeq and is a predicted model, not a curated record. Lineage: Eukaryota; Fungi; Basidiomycota; Exobasidiomycetes; Exobasidiales; Brachybasidiaceae. The transcript has a single exon.
AUGUCGUAUGCAAUGGAUGAUCGAACUUCACUUCGAGGGCAGGCCUACACUGAAAGCAAUACAUCACGUAGUCGAUCUUCUUUUCAUACCGAUCAUCAUCAUCAUUCAAAUCGAAGGCCAAGAUCACCUUUAGUACCCGAAAGUUUCUUACCACAAUCUUCUACUUCCCAACAAUCACACUUUCAACAACAGCAACAAUCAUUCGCUCCAAGGAUGAGAAACGGAAGCAAUCUUACACAACCUACCUCGUUUGAAUACAAUACAAGAAUACCUCGUGCAUCGCCACUUUCUGUUUCUGCUGGAAGAAGUGCAACGCCCAAUCGAUCUAUAAAUGAUCGACAGCAACUACCUGGGUUCGGAUAUAGCAGAAGUCCACAUACGCCAAUGACAAGGUUCUUUGUCACAGUCAUUCCUCCAAACGAGCUAGCAUCACAAGCAGAUGGUUCAUCAUCCUCUCGGUCAACGUCUUUUGCCAGUAGCGGUCAUGUGAAAAGAGGCACAUUGAUGCCGUUAUAUCCAACACUUGGCGGGCAACUAUAUGCAAUCUCACGGGAAUAUGGUCUGCCAUCGAUUGGAGGUCUUUCAAUCUAUUUAUGCGAUGAUGGAGAAGGUAAUCUUGGCCCUCGAGUUGGUGAAGAAACGUGGCCCUAUUUAUGGAAUCGAUACUUUGAUGACAAUUCGGAAGAUCUAUAUCGUGAUAUUACGAAUCCCUCACCCUCACCUUCCGCAAUGCAUAUCAGGGAAGCAUCACCUUUUUCAAACGGCCACGAUAGAAAGUUCAGUGCCGCUUCCGGUAUUGAUCUACGCGUUGAUUCGAAUACGGAAAGGGGUACACCCGUCAGAGAUGAAGAAGGCUUAGAUGACAGUAUGUUCCAUCCCCUUGAUCCGAACGCAAGUCAUCGAUUCCAAUAUUCACAUUUGCAAAACGGUUCUGCAUCUUACAAUGGCAUCAGUCCAAGACAAAUGAUGACCCCGUCUCCUAUGCGUAAAGGAUCCGCUCGUGGAUACCACCCAGCGCAAGAUGCAUCAUGGCGAGCAUCACCUGCUGCCAGUAAUUUGUCCUCUAUCUCGAGUAAAUUGCCAAUUGUUGGACGGAUCGAAUGGGCGGUAGAUAAAUCAAGAGCGCCUUGGUGGAACCAAUUCAUCGGAGCGACUGCUGCUGUACAAGGAAGCCGAGCAGCAUACGAAGCAGCAUCUGGGGUUCCUGUGCCUGCUGGAACUGCAAGAAAGCAUGCACAAGGCAGACGAAGUAUGCAUCUACCCAAACGAUUAAACAUUCCAACCGAAUCUCGUACAGCAAGUACAGAAGGACCAAUGACGACCGAUUCUAGGCGGUCUGAAGAUCGAAAGUCAUACGAUACGGUGGCAAGUGAUGCUCAAACUCGUUCAAAUACAAGUUUGUUUGUUCCCGAAACGUCUCAAGGAUAUGCUCCAUUGGAUGAAGGUGAUGACGAAGAAGAGCACAAUCAGUACAAUGGACCAAGAGACAUACAAAGAAGUGUACCUGGUGACGAAAGUCUGGAUGUGGAUGAAGAAUUGGGCGGUGUAAGUCAAGAUGGCCGGAGCUACGCUGGAUUCUCGGCUUUGAUGGGUUUUGUGAAUGGCUCAAGCAGUAAUUACGAAGCCCGCAGCACUAGGGAUCUGGAUACAGGCGCACUCGAAGCCGAUCACAGUGAUGAAGAAGGAAAGGAGUUCAUCAAUGAAGAUGUGGAACACUUUAACCCUCAUGCACUAGAAGAAAUGGAGGAUGACAGAGCUUGGACUGGCUUGCAAGAGCAACGAGCUAGUCGAUCGAUCAACGAUCCCAAGCAAAAGAAUGCUGCAACGUUUGAUGCACUCUCUGCUUCUACUCUCAGUACGAUGAACAAAAAUGUCUCUGUGGGUAGCAAACGCGAAAGCAGUCAAGGACGAGGCUCAGCUGUACAUGACUGGAUCGUGAAAACACACUCUCCUCCAUCCGAAAAAGUUGAAGACGAUGAUCACGAAGGGAAUGCAGAGGAAGGAUCGCAAGCAUCUCAGGAUGAUGUCGCGGACGUUGUUGGUCUAUGGGCAGCAAAAGCAUCCGAUCCUACUGGCAACAUUCCUUUACUACCUUCUAUUGAAGAGAGAUCGUUCGAGCCAGAAACUACAACAGUAACGUCAACCAGAAGAAGUUCAGCAAAUUACUCUGUCAAGUCACGCCCUGAUUCCCGCCCAGACUCGCGCUCUGCAUCCCGAACUGCAUCUCGAAAAGAUCGUGAAUCGGUCAUCUCAGCACACUCACGCCACAGUUCAAAAUCAACAUCUCGUGCGAGCCGACAUUCUAGACACUCUUCCAGACGUAACUUUGGACAUGCUUCCCGUGCAUCGCAAGAUAUGCAAUUCAUUGUUGAUCCUAGAUCGGAUGGUGAAUUGCAGGCUACCAAUCCGUUGUUGCAAGCCGGUACAGGUGUCGAUUUACAAGGUUCUGCAGCAUCCCUUUUGAGUCCGAUUGCUCUACAAGAAAAUGAUGAGGGAACCUUUGGCGGUCCAUCACCGAAUUUGAGCAGCUUGCUGCCACCUCAAACGCCUGAUGCGAUGAGGCAAGGUAGCCAGAAUGAACGUGAUAUUCAAGCGCCAACUGAAGAAUUAAAGACAAGACCUUAUAUGAUGCGACAAGAGAGUCUAUCAGCUGAAACACCCGGUGUCAGCUCUCCUACACAAUUGUCUCCAUGGCAAUUGGACGUGCCAACCCCAAUGCGUUCGCCUGGUCAAAUGAGUGGAAGUAGUUCUACAUCAGAAUUGAGUGAUACUUUGAUGGAUAUGGAAAGAGCAUUGGCACUUCUUUCACCGGCAGGCUUUGGACAACAAAGAUCUCCUAAUGUACAAAUCUUACCAACACGAGAAGCUGUUGAAGAAGAAGGAUCUGCAAAACUUUCUGCGCCAAAACGAAUGCGCUUUUCAUCUAAUGUGAGUGCAUCAGAGAGUAUGGCUCGUGCUAGAUCCUUGUCUGCAAGUGUGACUGCUUCGCCAAGAUGGUUCCGAUCACCCCAGUCGGAUCAAGUUCCCGCAAUGCCAAGGAUCAUUUCACCUUCCGAAGCUUCUGUUGCCCAUCAUGAAGACAAGCGAUCAGUAGGAACGGGUGAACAGCAUAGUGAUAAGGGAGUCAGAGAUGAUGUUUCCACAUUGAGUUCAAGACCUAAAUCACUUUCUGCUGCUACACAAAAAGCUGUUGAGAAUGUUUCGUCGGAUGAUGUGGCAGAAUUAGCUGCACUUUCUGCUAAGCGUUCGAGCUCUUCAACGAGUGAGCAAGCAAGCAAUUAUGAUGCAGAGGAACAAUCGCGGCUUCUUAAAGAUGACGAUACUGUACAUCCAAUGGAGGCAACUGUCCAUCCGUUAGCACUAUCCGAUGUUGAAGCACGGGAGGAAGGACACACAAAGGAAGUUGAUCAUAUAGAAACAACGCAGGAUGCGGUACAGCCACACUUGGUGAAAGAAAUCUCCACAGAACAUCGCUCACCGGCGCAACCAAGCCAAGAACCACUAGAAGAAUCCUACGAUUCAGAUAGCAAAGAUUAUGCAAUGCGUGACGAAUGGAUCAGCGAGCAGCGCAAGCACAUCUCUCCCACCAUUCCAGAAAAAGAAGAGGAAGAGAACGAUGAAGAGCGAAACGUUGAGCUAAUCUCGCAACAGGUUCAGCCAAGUGAUUCGAUCGAAGAGGUAGCUCCUACUAUCGUUCGACCACAGUAUACUACGAUUGGUGUUCAAGCAGAGAUGCCAGAAUCGGAUCGUAGUAGCUCACAAUUCUCUUUGGUAUCCGGAAAUGCAACUUCCGAAUCCUACGAAGCUGGCACGGAUGAAGAUGGAUUGCACGAGAGUGUCGACAGGCAGUUGAGCACUGAUGAUGCACAUGCUGAAGAGCAUUCAAGUGAAGGCUUAAACAUCACAAGUAAAGCAAGUCAAACUCGCGAACGUCAUUCAUCGGAAACACCUCGACCAUUAUCUCAAGAGAAAUUUGAGACUUCCAAGACUGAGGCGGAAACAGAGGCUGUAGGUGUAAAGCAUGAUAAAGGGGAGGAGAGUGGACAAUCGACUGAUUAUCAACAAUCAGCUUUUGCCCGCAUGAUCCGAGGAUCUGUCAUUGAAAGUGUCAGCGAUGCAUACUCUUCUAAAGCUGUCAGUCCACGUAUAGCUUCAACACAAGAAGAGGAUGAAGAUGAUGAGCAACUUGCCUGGCUAAGAUCAAGGGGCGGGGAAGGCAUAAUGGAAGAAGAUGCGAACCCAUUCUUCCACCAUCAUGUCAUACACAGAGAAGCUGGGAUGAACACUGAUUCUCCACCGCAAGAUGAUGUGACUACAACACGAGGAGGAAAUAGCACUAAUCGAAACUCGAUCCUUUCUGAUGAUCAAUGGAGUCAAGACGAUAGCGCAUCUGAAGGCGAACAAACAGACCGGAUCGAGAUCAGUCGAAGUUCGAUGCAUAUGAAUGAAGACGAAGAGAACGAAGUUGGUCAUGAUGAGGAUCAUGAAUUGAUGUUACGUUCUCGUCUAUCGGGUAUUUCUGGUAUUUCUUCCCAUCGUGAUGCACUUGAAGCAAGCGGAGGUCGUACGCCGACAUUCUUGUAUGAUCAACAUCUGUCCGAUAUUGAUCAUCCGAAUAGCGAUCGUGUAGGCUCCGGUCAUUUCGGUCCAAGUCUCAGUCCUAUGAGCGCCGAGCAUCCUCUUUCAGUCCAUCGAUCUCCUCUGCAAAGUACAGAUUCAUUGACUGCUGGCCCAACAUCCUCCAAGGAUACCAGCACUGGACAACAUCACAGCUUGAACGAUUCGAUUCAACAUGGUCCAAGUGCAGAUGCUCUGGGAAUCAAAUUUGCAAAUCCAACAGCAAGAUUACCCGCUCCAACAUUGCAAGAAUUGAUCCGUCGUCAUGAGAUCAUUUCUUUGGCAGGUGAACCAGUACAUGAUGAAAGUGAACGCAUGCCAAACGGAUUCGAAGAAGUGUACGUGCAAAGUCCAACACGAUCUUACGCUUCAGGUACAACUCGUAGCGGUACUUCAGAUAUGAUUGAGAGGCCAAGAUACAUUGAAACGCCAUUGAGCUCGAAUGAACUUUCUGGUGAUGCUUCAUCUGCUACGGACCAACAGAAGAAAGAUGAAAAGCCCAUUCGACGCUCGAUGGGAAGUAUCUCUGAUCGCCGUCAAGAUUACAGACAAAAUCGACGUGCUUCCUUAUCAGCUGCAGGUAAAGCAACCAUCAUGAAUGGAAAUGGAAUUUCGAGCGCAACGACCGCAGCGGUAAAACGCAAUUCACCUAGAUUGAUGGUACACGAUGGAAGUGCAUUGCCAAUCAGAAGAUCGAUGAGCCCAUUGAGUCCUAGAUAUCGAUUUGCAGCCUUACCUCCCAGUCCAAGCCUUCAAGCGAAUUCAAAGUUGAUGCAAUCGAUCAAUAAUGAUCAAUUAUCACAUUCGAAAUCUGUACCGGGCAAUGUUAACCACAUGUCAACCGGAAGUCCUCCUGAAUUUGAACCGCCUCAACCUGCAUUCAGUGCACGUUCAACAUCGUUUGGAAACGGUAGUGUGUCUCCCAACAUUUUGGCAGCUCGAAAUGCUUUGAGACAAUCCAGCUCGGCAGCCAAUUCACCUCGUGUUCGCGGAUCUCCUUUGAUCAUCGAUACCGUCAAAGCACAGCUAGGUCAUUGGAAGCGCAACAAGAAUUCACCCAGUACUGCUCCAGCUCCAGAGCAGAAUGGGUUGUCUCCGCACGAUGGGCCCUCUUCAGCUCCAUCGUAUGGCAUUCCAGCCAUACCUGUAUAUGAAGCGAACCAAUAUGAGAACAUGUCAGAUGGAACGAGCGCUGCCAUACCAGCAAAUGAUCUUGGACACUCCGAACAACAAUCAAAUCCUGCACCUUUUCGUGGCCCGGCUGCAGGGAUGAAGAAUAGCUCAACACCACCAAGUCCUCGCGGGCCGAGAGCUCAACCGUUUAGCAUUCCAUCACCAAUCAAUUGCACAUCUUCAGGUGUAUUCUCACCUUGAAGACAAACAACAAAUAUGCAACCUCUCAGGUGAUUGCAACCC